CAGAAGGCCUUUGGAUUAAGGGACAACGGUCGACAGGAAGAGAAGUCAAGCUUUACGGAGGAUAAAGGAACUGUUCCUGAGUGCCUUCUUUCUUUUCCUGAAUCUUUGACUGGAGUCAUCAUGCCUCGGGGGCAGAAAAGCAAGCUCCGUUCCCGGGAGAAGCGCCGCCAUGUGCAGAGUGAGAUUUGGAGUGUCCCGGAUGCUCCGGCCACUGCUGCCGCCAUGGCUGAAGAAGGAGAGCCUCUCUCUUCUUCCCCUCCCGUUUGCGAUGUUAAUCCCCACAGCUCCGCAGCCACUUCUGCGGUCUGUACCAAAUCCCAAGGGCCGCGAAAGAGAGGCCCAGCCACCCCCAAUAUUUCUGGAGGUGUUACCCGCACAAAAUCUAAUAGAGGUGCUAAGAGCCAAGGUGGGAAAAGAGCAAGCACUUCUCAGGUGGGGAUCGCCACUGGUAAUUCAUGUGUUAAUCCUCUAGAUCAGAAGGCGCUUUUGUUGGUGCAAUCUAUGCUGCGCAAAUAUAGCAUGAGAGAGCUGAUAACAAAAGAAGGCAUGCUGAGAUAUGUCACUAGAAAGUACAAGAUGCACUUCCGUGAGAUCCUCCAGAAGGCCUCUGACUUCAUGGGGCUAGUUUUUGGGAUCUUUGUGAAGGAAGUUGACCCGAUUAGGCACCACUAUGCCCUUGUCAGCCAGUUGAGUCAAAUCGGUGAGCCAGAAGUGAAUAGCGAUGAUAUAAUGCUGCACAGUGGCCUCCUGAUGAUUAUCCUGUGCGUUAUCUUCCUGAAAGGCAAUGAGGCUUCUGAGGAAGACAUCUGGGAGGUGCUAAACGUGAUAGGCAUCUUUGCUGGAAAGAGCCACUUCAUCCUUGGUGAACCCAAGCAGCUCAUCACCCAAGAUUUGGUGCAGGAAAUGUACCUGGAGUAUAAGCAGGUACCUAACAGUGAUCCUCCACGCUAUGGGUUCCUGUGGGGCCUAAGAGCGCAUACAGAAAUCAGUAAAACGAGAGUUUUUGAGGUUUUCUCCAAGAUUCACAACACAGUGCCCACUGCCUUCCCAGCAUGGUGUGAAAGCGCCUUGGGAGAUGAGGAAGAAAGAAUGCGAGCCAGAUUUACUGAUAUGUUUCCUAUUAGUGUACAAUGUGGAGUUGAUUUCAACAGUUUUUCUGAUAGUAGAAUCUAAGGGAACAAUCACAUUGUGUUUACUAUUCUGUUCUACUUAAGUAACUUAUAGGAUUAUCUUCUGUUGUUUAUGAGUGUUUGCAAAUGUUUUUUUAAAAAUGUUUAAUUAGCUUCUAAAUGUAUGAAUGCUAUUGGUUACAUAUUUAUUAUUAUUAGGUUUAAGAGUUUAAAGUUUGUUACUUAAUAAAGCAAAUAGGGAAGUCUUUCAUGUUAUUUAGUGGUUUGCAACAAAAAAUAUAGCCAUCAAAUAGGCAUUUACUUAGAAAUGUGGAAGAAAUCAACAGUAAAAUAGAAUUGUCAAAGUGAAACAUGACACAUUUUUGUUUUCCCUUAU
This is a messenger RNA of Ochotona princeps (American pika), 1506 nucleotides long. RefSeq names its product melanoma-associated antigen B10-like. The transcript is spliced from 2 exons. The record is from RefSeq and is a predicted model, not a curated record. Lineage: Eukaryota; Metazoa; Chordata; Mammalia; Lagomorpha; Ochotonidae. The coding region runs from base 121 to 1173 and encodes 350 amino acids. Gene Ontology annotation, cellular component: nucleus. Gene Ontology annotation, biological process: negative regulation of transcription by RNA polymerase II.